AGUUACACUCUAGGACCAGGAUGUUGGGUAAAAUUAUCCUUAUCGUUGCUGCUUUUGCGGCUGCUUCCUCUGCUGGAAGCAAGUAUGUCGCUAAUAGAGAUUGCAAGGCACUGUACGCCAAUUUAUAUGAUUUCAAAUCAAAGGAGCACAUGGAGAAACAGCCUGGAUUUCAGUUUACUGCUAAAUUUCGGGUUGUUUGUGAAACAGUUGGAACAUAUGGAAAUCAAAAGGCAAAACGUUUCAAGCUCGAUGUGACAUCAGCUUCAGUGGAUGGACCUGGAAGGGCAAACAAAAAGCCAAAUUUGGCGGCCAUGCUUUCAAAGAGCAUCUACUUUGUCCAAACUGAAGACGGAACAAUACCAUCAACGUUCUAUAUGGAAGUGGAGGAUGCUGAAUUGAUUAAUAUAGUCGGUGGUGUUAGGGUUGGUGCGCUUGUGAAUAAAACAAGGUUGUUUUCCCAACGGAGACUUCAGAGGCUGGAGUCGCUGUGCUGAAAAUUGUUUCUACACAUCUCACCCACAUGGAUGCUCAACUAGCUAGUCACUCUAGCUACAGUUUUAGCGACUACCAUGAUAGCUAACUAUUACAGGCGUGUUUGCAGCUAGGUACUUUAGCUAAACUAUGUAGCUACAGCAAUCUUUUUAUACCUCCUUCAUAGGUGCUCAGAGGCUGAUUCCUGCAGAUACUCAUGUGCUAGAAGAAAGAAAGGAAGCUCCAGGAUAUGUCUCUAUCUGUGAAGGUACUUUGCUUAUAGGGCAUAAACGAGGAUUAAUUGCAAUAUCUUAUACAUACAGGACCAAAACAAUGCCUGAUAUGUACAUCUGAUUUUGGGGC
This is a messenger RNA of Geodia barretti, 834 nucleotides long. NCBI's taxonomy places the organism in Eukaryota, Metazoa, Porifera, Demospongiae, Tetractinellida, Geodiidae. The record is from the annotation of a GenBank genome assembly.